AUGCUGCAAACGUCCAUGCAGGUCACUCUCAAAGAGUUUGCUGAUCACGUUGCUCCUACUCUGCUAUUGGCAUCGUACUGCGUUCGGUCCUUUAUGGAUGAUAUUGCACAAGGAGCUAGUUCUGUAAACGACAGAGACCUCCUUGCCGAGGGAGUGAACACCACGAUCACUAAGAAUGGCUUCUCUGAGCAGCGACCUAAGAGGAUACAGAAUUGGGUGAACGGCGUGGAUAAUGAAGACGACAAAGCCGGGGCGCUGUUUGGGGUCUUGUGGAACCCGCAGACGGACUCCUUAUCACUGGCGGCGGUCCCUGAUCUCGGUCAUGCAGGAAGUGACAAAGGCCGAUCAUCGAGUCUUACACUGCGUAAAUAUAUCUCCUGGUUGAACUCUCACUUUGACCCGAUGGGGCUGAGGCUUGAGGAAGCCAUGGCAGGUAGGCAGUUGCUGCGUACAGCUGUUCGUUCGGGCAUCUCACUCGAUGAUCCUUUCCCAGCUGAGCUUGUGAACAGGGCUCGGGCGUUACAUGAUACGUAUGAAACGGCUCGAGCAACUCCUCGAUUCGUAGAGGGCGAGACUCUCGUGGUUGCAUGCGACGCUUCACUGGUCGGUUGGGCUUGCACGGUGACUGACUGCCAGGGUACUAGACUCUAUGCGCGUGGAGGUCUGCAUGACGCCGGGCACGUACCUUAUCUCCACACCCACAUGGAGAUUCACAACAACAUUAUCGUCUGCAUGACGCCGGGCAUGAAAGCUGGAGUAUACCACGGCUUGAGCUCUAUGCAUUGGUAG
Messenger RNA from Perkinsus marinus ATCC 50983, 789 nucleotides. RefSeq lists its product as hypothetical. The transcript has a single exon. Bases 1 to 789 code for a protein of 262 amino acids. The record is from RefSeq and is a predicted model, not a curated record. NCBI's taxonomy places the organism in Eukaryota, Perkinsozoa, Perkinsida, Perkinsidae.